Centruroides sculpturatus (bark scorpion) is the source of this 1101-nucleotide messenger RNA. It is a transcript of the gene Phb2, whose product is annotated as prohibitin-2-like. Bases 29 to 928 code for a protein of 299 amino acids. The transcript is spliced from 8 exons. Gene Ontology annotation, cellular component: membrane; mitochondrion. NCBI's taxonomy places the organism in Eukaryota, Metazoa, Arthropoda, Arachnida, Scorpiones, Buthidae. Gene Ontology annotation, biological process: mitochondrion organization. The record is from RefSeq and is a predicted model, not a curated record.
GCACAUGUGCUUUGCUUAGGAAGACAAGAUGGCGGACAAGCUUAAGGAUUUUAUGGGAAGGUUUUCUAAAGGUCCUAGCGGACUUUCCACCGGUUUAAAGUUAUUAGUGGCUGCCGGUGGAUUGGCUUACGGCGUUACUCAAUCUGUGUACACGGUUGAAGGUGGUCAUAGAUCCAUUAUCUUUAGUCGUAUCGGAGGUGUUCAAAAUGAAGUUUAUGCUGAAGGAUUACAUUUUAGAAUUCCUUGGUUUCAGUAUCCCAUUAUAUAUGAUAUUAGAGCAAGACCUAGGAAAUUAUCUUCUCCGACUGGAAGCAAAGAUUUACAAAUGGUUAAUAUCUCUCUUCGAGUUUUGCAACGACCUGAUUCAGCCAUGCUGCCCCUUAUCUAUAAAAUGUUAGGAACCGAUUACGACGAGCGUGUGUUGCCUUCAAUAUGCAAUGAGGUUUUAAAGAGUGUUGUAGCUAAGUUUAAUGCAUCUCAGCUGAUAACACAACGACAACAAGUAUCUCUAUUGGUCAGAAAAGAAUUGACAGAUAGAGCACGAGAUUUCAAUAUUAUUCUCGACGAUGUUUCAAUUACUGAAUUGAGCUUUGGAAAAGAGUACACUGCAGCAGUUGAAGCAAAGCAGGUUGCCCAACAAGAAGCUCAGCGAGCCGCUUUCGUAGUAGAGCAAGCCAAGCAGGAACGACAACAGAAAAUCGUGCAGGCGGAAGGUGAAGCCGAGUCUGCAAAAAUGUUAGGAGAUGCCAUUGCCGCUAACCCGGGAUACUUGAAACUUCGGAAAAUUAGAGCCGCACAGAACGUGGCAAGAACGAUUGCCGCUUCGCAGAAUAGAGUGUAUUUGAAUGCGGGAUCGUUGAUGCUGAAUAUUGCCGAUAAAGAUUUUGAUAUAGUUAGCACCGACAUUCUCCCGGGAAAGAAGAAAUGAAGUUAGAAUUUUUUACAUACUUUAAGCAAAAUAUUACAAAUUAUAUGGGAAUUUACAUUAUGUAUAAAGGCAGGCCGAAGGUAUGAGUUGUAUGAAACCUAAACUUGUCUCGAUAUGCAGAAAUUUAGUUUAAAAAUUAGCAAAUACAAAUAAACCAUUUUUCAAUAAAACUA